UUUCAAAGCCAUGGAGGCACUAAGACUCUUCAUACUCUUCCUUCUUCUAUCAUCAAUAACAAUUAUCGUUGGAGCAUUCAGGGCUGAUGACAUGAUUGAUGAAGACGAGGACUUGAGCAACUUCGAUGAUUUUCUAACCCCUGAUUUUGGAGGAUCCAAGCCUUUGAUACGACUAAGUGGCCGCUCCCUUGCUCAGCAAAAACUUCCGGGAAAUUAUACCUGUGACGUAUAUCCAAGAGUUUGUCGUCUGAAGGGCAGUGCUGGACCAGAUUGCUGCUACAAGAAAUGUGUCAAUGUGAAGACUGAUAGCUUGAACUGUUUUAUGUGUGGCCACAAGUGCAAUAAUGGUGAAAUCUGCUGCAACGGAAAAUGCAGGAACAUAUUAUCCGAUAAGAAUAAUUGUGGUGGAUGCAACAACAAGUGCAAAUCUGGUGAAAUCUGCUGCAAUGGAAAAUGCAGGAGCAUAGUAUCCGAUAAGAAUAAUUGUGGUGGAUGCAACAUCAAGUGCAAAGCUGGUGAAUUCUGCUGCAAUGGAAAAUGCAGGAGCAUGGUAUCCGAUAAGAAUAAUUGUGGUGGAUGCAACAUCAAGUGCAAAGCUGGUGAAAUCUGCUGCAAUGGAAAAUGCAGGAGCAUGGUAUCCGAUAAGAAUAAUUGUGGUGGAUGCAACAUCAAGUGCAAACCUGGUGAAAUCUGCUGCAAUGGAAAAUGUAGGAGCACAUCAAACGAUAAGAACAAUUGUGGUGGAUGCAACAUCAAGUGCAAAUCUGGUGAAAUCUGCUGCAAUCGAAAAUGCAAGAACAAGUCGAACGAUACUAUAAAUUGUGGUGGAUGCAACAUCAAGUGCAAAUUUGGUGAAAACUGCUGCAACGGAAAAUGCAAGAAUACAUUGUACGAUAAGAACAACUGCGGCGGAUGCAACAUCAAAUGCAAACCUGCUGAUCGCUGUGAUUAUGGGUUCUGCGGUUAUGCAUAAAAUUCUUGGUUACAAAGGCUCAAUCAAUACUUAUACUUUUUCAUUGUUUCUUCAUACUGAAAUUUCCCUCUGUUCAUUUUGAUUACAAUUACAAAUUCUGUGAGAGCUAUGUAACAUAUAAUUACUUUUAAAAAUGCUUUGUUGUUAAUCACUUCUUACGUGAAUUCCAGUCUGGAGGGUGAGAGUGAUGUCAAUCUGCGACUUGUGAAGAAGGUGUUUACCAAAUAAAGGCUUGGAAAUAAAGCUUAAAAGA
Messenger RNA from Coffea arabica (coffee), 1226 nucleotides. RefSeq lists its product as uncharacterized. Lineage: Eukaryota; Viridiplantae; Streptophyta; Magnoliopsida; Gentianales; Rubiaceae. The record is from RefSeq and is a predicted model, not a curated record.